Messenger RNA from Stegodyphus dumicola, 920 nucleotides. Its product is annotated as katanin p80 WD40 repeat-containing subunit B1-like. Gene Ontology annotation, biological process: microtubule depolymerization; microtubule severing. Gene Ontology annotation, molecular function: microtubule binding. The record is from RefSeq and is a predicted model, not a curated record. Lineage: Eukaryota; Metazoa; Arthropoda; Arachnida; Araneae; Eresidae. Gene Ontology annotation, cellular component: katanin complex.
UCCGGCGCUUUGCAGAGCGCAGCCGCGCUUUCUCAUCAGCUAUUCACCCCGAGUAUCACCAGAUUGGCUUUAGGCAUUGUGGCGAUGCGUUGCUUGUCCCCGGCCCGGCGUCAGCCGGGCUCGAUAUUUUACGUGGAGAAGAGGCCGGAUCCCCGGACACCAGAAUGGAAGGAAGCCGCUUACUCCGUGCGUUGGGAGGAAUUUGUCGCUCAUGGAGCUUGCGUCACAUGUCUUGCGUUGGGUCGAAAAUCUGGAAGAGUGAUGGUAACUGGAGGAGAGGACAAGAAAGUCAACCUCUGGGCAGUGGGCAAAUCCAAUUGUAUCAUGAGCCUUAGUGGGCAUACAUCGCCUAUAGAAUGCGUGAAAUUUGGUCAGUGCGAAGAUAUCGUUUGUGCUGGUUCUACGAAUGGAGCUAUUAAAAUAUGGGAUCUGGAUGCAGCAAAAAUAAUUCGUACACUUCUCGGCCAUAAGGGGAAAGUGAAAUGCGUCGAUUUUCAUCCGUACGGAGACUUUGUCGCUUCGGGAUCUUCUGACAGCAAUAUUAAACUCUGGGAUAAAAGAAGAAAAGGAAGCAUAUUUACAUAUAAGGGUCACAACAAAUCCGUCAAUGCCUUGAAAUUUAGCCCCGACGGUAGAUGGAUUGCAUCCGGAUGUGAUGAUGGCAUUAUUAAAAGUUGUUUUAUUCGAUGCUAAGUGACGAACUACCUGUUAGUAUAAGAGUCUGUAUUAUAAGUUCAUCGUGCAGUGUCCAUGCCUGAAACGUCUCAUGUUUAGCUACCAUCUGUCUACAACCAGCAGAUACCAUUUCUUUGUAUUCCUUAGCAUCUAGCCCUUCUUCGGGAUGAUAUGCUUUUGAACGUCUCUAAAUACACUCCCAAUGCUGUGCUCUUAGAGUACCAGGAGUUGCUUAUCCUACACAU